AUGACAAGAGCAAAGACAUUUAAGCUCAAAAUCCUUAUGAUUCAUGGCUAUACUGAAACCGGAGAGUUCUUUCGCUCAGAAGUACUUGACCUGGAGAAGGCCCUUAUCGAAGCCUUUCCAGUAGCGCCUGCCCCUGGUUAUCAUCCCGAUUAUCCGGAUGGCGUAGAGCUCGUAUACCCAGAUGGCACCUGGAGACUCAAGCCAACCGAUUGGGCCCGCUAUAUACCGGGGACCGAUCCAGGUUUUGGAUGGUUCUACAAGGUUGACGACGACGAUGAAUUUCCAGGCUUGCUCGAUGGAUUGCAAAAGCUUGGUGAUAUUAUGCGCUCGCAGGGGCCCUUUGCCGGGGUCAUUGGAUUUUCUCAAGGGGGAUUCUUGACCGGACUUAUCACAAGCAUGCUUGAGCCGGGCAGGAAGAGUGUCUUCGAGAAAGUCGAGGUCGAAAAUGGAGGUAUUCCAUUCCCGAAGGCAUUCGAUGGAGUCCACCCUAUCAAAUUCUCAAUCAGCUGCUGUGGUUUCGCUGCAUUGAACCUUCGAUACAAAGCCUUUUAUAUGCCAAAGAUAUCAGGGCCGAUGCUCCAUGUAAAUGGGCAAUUCGAUGAUAUUGUGUACGACAAAAGAAGUCGCACUCUGAUUGAUGCGACCACGGGUGCUGAGGAAGAGAAAGUGCUCAUUCACCCGGGUGGUCAUUCUGUGCCGACUAGCAAAUUGUACACGGAUGCGAUGGUCAUGUUCAUCCGAAGUAAACUCUCGAGUUGA
Aspergillus welwitschiae is the source of this 759-nucleotide messenger RNA. Its product is annotated as alpha/beta hydrolase. NCBI's taxonomy places the organism in Eukaryota, Fungi, Ascomycota, Eurotiomycetes, Eurotiales, Aspergillaceae. Bases 1 to 759 code for a protein of 252 amino acids. The record is from RefSeq and is a predicted model, not a curated record. The transcript has 2 exons. Gene Ontology annotation, cellular component: nucleus; cytoplasm.